Paraglomus brasilianum is the source of this 1110-nucleotide messenger RNA. Lineage: Eukaryota; Fungi; Glomeromycota; Glomeromycetes; Paraglomerales; Paraglomeraceae. The record is from the annotation of a GenBank genome assembly.
AUGAGUCUCAAGGCUGAAUUAUUGCGUGGUAUUUAUGCAUACGGUUUUGAAAAACCAUCGGCGAUCCAGCAGCGAGCCAUCCUUCCGGUAAUCAAGGGCCAUGAUGUAAUCGCUCAAGCCCAAUCAGGCACCGGAAAAACUGCCACUUUUUCCAUCUCCAUUCUUCAAAAACUCGACAUGGAUGUCAAUAAAUGCCAAGCACUCAUCUUAGCUCCGACUCGCGAACUUGCUCAGCAAAUUCAAAAAGUUGUCAUCGCCCUCGGUGACUUUAUGAAUGUUGAAUGUCAUGCUUCAAUUGGCGGCACGAACGUCCGUGAAGGUAUUAAAAAGUUAGAACAAGGAAUACACGUUGUCGUUGGUACGCCCGGACGAGUAUAUGACAUGAUUAACCGUGGAGCAUUGAAGACAGACAGUAUUAAAAUGUUUGUGCUGGAUGAGGCGGAUGAGAUGCUGAGUAGAGGAUUUAAGGAACAAAUUUAUGAUGUGUUUCAGCUGUUGCCACCUAGCACACAGGUUGUGCUGUUGAGCGCUACUAUGCCUGCAGACGUCCUUGAAGUAACAACAAAGUUUAUGAGAGAACCUGUUAGAAUUUUGGUCAAAAGGGAUGAGUUAACUUUAGAGGGUAUUAAGCAAUUUUAUAUUGCAGUCGAAAAGGAAGAGUGGAAACUCGAUACUCUCUGCGAUCUCUACGAGACUGUCACAAUUACUCAAGCUGUAAUCUUUUGCAAUACACGAAGAAAAGUCGAUUGGCUUACGGAAAAGUUGCACCAGCGGGAAUUCACCGUUUCUGCCAUGCAUGGUGAUAUGGAUCAGGCGCAGCGAGAUGUCAUUAUGAAGGAAUUCAGAAGCGGGUCAUCGAGGGUGUUGAUUACCACAGAUUUGCUGGCCAGAGGAAUUGAUGUGCAGCAAGUCUCUUUGGUUAUCAAUUAUGAUUUGCCAACCAAUCGUGAGAACUAUAUUCAUCGUAUUGGGAGAGGCGGUCGGUUUGGUAGAAAAGGAGUUGCCAUUAACUUUGUUGCGAGCGAAGAUGUGCGAAUGUUGCGUGAUAUAGAACAAUUUUACAACACACAAAUUGAUGAAAUGCCUAUGAACGUAGCCGAUCUAAUUUAA